AGUAGGUGAUGCCCUUAUUUGGUAAAGCGGCGUAUCACGUGGUUUAUUUCGUGUGCCAAUCACAUUGUUGGCAGAAGCGUGUCGGUUUUCAAAAGUGUGGAACUGGCUUGGAGAUGUUUAUAUAGAGAGAAACUAUUAAAUGGGUUUAUUUUUAUGACCUUUAGUUUUUUUAAUAAGAGUUUUAAUGUCGACAAAUGGACGGUACAUUGAUCGGACCGGGGCCUUAUAGGGCCACAAAGUUGUGGAAUGAAACCAUCAGACUUUUCCGCGGUGGGAUGCCAGUCAGACGUCACUGGGCUCAUUUCAGGAGUUAUGAUCGGAGUUUCACAGGAGCUGAGGGUGUUGACUUCCUCCACGAGCUGCUCGGACAAAACCAGAACUUUGGACCGGAGGUGACGCGCUACCAAACACUGCAGUUACUCCGGAAGUUCCUUAAAAACCAUGUCAUUGAGGAUGUCAAAGGACAUUUCGGAAAAGAGGAUUUUGAGGACAACGGACGUCUAUAUAGGUUUCCUCCCCAGUCUCCUCUGAAACCUCUUCCUGUCCGUCCACCUGUAAGAGAUCACUGCUCUGUUCCCAGAAUUCCAUGCUGGGAUGACUUUGAGGAAAUUGCAGUGCCUGAAAACAUACCCAUGAAACCUAUUGCUCUGAAUUCAGAGUCGUGGAACAAGCGUCACAGCAUAGCCAUCGGUGAGGUGCCUGAAUGCAGAUUAAUCACGAGAAGAGAAAUAAGCCCCAAACAUGUGGACCAGAUAUGGAAGUCAAUGACACUAACACAUUUACAGAAUGUUUUGGGUCUUCGGUCUUUGGACGGGGUGCUAGAUGCCAAACUCUUGAGUCCAAAGCACAUCGUGCACAAUGUGUUCAGUGUUAAUAAGCAGGGGAUUGUUGUCCUGAAGAAUAAAGCAGAUGAUGUGCCGCACUGGGUUUUAUCUGCUAUGAAAUGUCUGGCAAACUGGCCCAAUGGGAAUGACACCAGGCAGCCCAUGUAUCCAGGGUUCGAGAGAGACGUUUUUAAGACGGUGUCUGAACAUUUCCAAAGACUGAAAGAGCCACUGUUGACUUUCCAUCUGUAUGAAAUCUUUGUCAGUAUUUUGGGUCUCCUGCAGCAGCAGCAGGUCGCGCUUGAAGCUGUGCAGGUUUGCUGCCUCCUGCUGCCUCCGGCCAACCGUCGUAAACUGCAGCUGUUAAUGCGACUGAUGGCUAAAGUCUGCGCCAACCCAACACUCCCCCCUCUGAACAACGCUAUAGGAGCACGUACCCUGAUGGUCCAAACCUUCUCGCGGUGCAUUCUGGGCUCGGCGGAUGAGGUGGACUUGGACGAGCUGUUGUCCACCAAACUGGUGACGUUUAUGAUAGAUAACCACGACAGUGUGCUUCAGGUGUCAUCCAACCUGAGAAGAUCUGUUGAGGAACACCUGUCCCACCUCAGACGGGCUCAGAUCAAAUAUGCAGGUGCGGACACGUCCAUGAUGUCUCCAGCACAGUCGUUCUGUAGACAGAUCAGCAGAGAGCAGUUUGAGCAGCAGAGAGUGUCCGGUUCUCAAGGGGCCAUCGUGGAACUUCUGGAGAACAUCAUACAAGACAAGAACAUGUCCAUUAAAGAUAAAAAGAAAAAACUUAAACAGUUUCAGAGAUCUCAUCCUGAUAUUUACCGGAGGCGCUUUCCCACAGCAGAAAGUGAGGCGUCCGUUUUCCCCGACAGGUUGCAGAAAGUCAAACCCCAGCUGAUGUUCCUCACGCUGAAGAAACCCUUCCAACCCUUUCAGAGGAGCUGGAGCUUUCGUGCUUGAAUUGUUUUUUUUGUGGUUAGUCAGUAGCCACGCAAAGUAUUAUCAAGGAAAGUUGUUACAAGAUGUAUAAAAGACUGGACUGAAGUGUUGGUUAAAAUAAAGUUUAAUGCUGUGCAUUAAAAUCCUUUGGGAAUUGGCCAAAAAUAAAAAAUAAACAUUUUAUAACAGCUGAACACCAAAAGGCGUCAGUAGUGUCUAUUGCUAAAGCCGACGUUCAGCAUUUCCAAUCUGUUUUUAUGGAGCAGUAAUUAGUUUUGUUUUACCUCCAGGUAUGUUCUGUUCUGUCAGCUGGAGGUGUUGUGUAUUAGCUGUCAUGUGUUCUGGUAAAUCACUGAGAGUCCAUUGAUCUCUGUGGAUCAGAGGAUAUUAAUGCUGGUCAACAUGUAUCAUUUUAAAACUCUCGUUUUAUUCUCUGUUCUGUGUGUAUGUAACAACUACUGAUACCACUACAAGCUGUACGUUUCUAUUUUAUAUACUUCAGUGUAAAAAUACGUUGAAGUCAGGUAGAAACAACUAGAUGGUACUCGAGUCCAUGUUUCUGUUGUUAGUUUGUUUUUUUUACGUGUAUUUUAUUUGUUUUUAAAGUGUCUGUCAUGUUUGUCACACAUCACUUAGCACUAAAUGAAACACAUUUCCUUACAUUUAUUUCCGUGAACUGUACUAUUUAUAAGGUUUUUACAUUUGGUAGUGUAUCAUGUGGUUUUUACUCGUGGUAGUAAAAAAAUGGUUCACUGAUUUCAGACACACAUUUUGGAUGAAAUUAAAUGGGUGAAUGAAUCAUAUGUUUAGGUCACACUUUAUUUUAAGGUCCAGUUCUCGGUUUUAGUAAACUAUUAACUACGACUUUUGCUUAGUUAUCUCUUAAUUUGUUGCUUAUUAAUAGUUAGUAAGGUAGUUGUUAGGUUUAGGUAUUGGGUAGGAUUAGGGAUGUAGAAUAUGGUCAUGCAGAAUAUGUGCUUUAAAAACAGCCAAUAUGCUAAUAAUAGGCACGCUAAUAAGCAACUAGUUAAUAGUGAGAAUUGGUCCUUAUACUAAAGUGUUACCACUGUUUAAAGUCAAAUACUGUAUGUUUGAAAAUGGAUCUUCUGACCAACCACUGGAGUUACUGUUACUGAUUUGAACAUCUUCACUGUGAUCAUCACAAAUAUGCAAUUAUGUUUCUAUUGGAUUUAUAAUUUCUUUACUAUUUUCCUGAGUUAAUAUAGUAAAUUGGAGUACAUAUUAAGGAUCAAUCCAUUCAAAAAACUGCUACACUGAAAAAGCUUAUUGAUGAUAUCUUAGAUCUUCCAUCAAGAUCACUUUAAAUUUAAAUGACAAAACGUGU
Triplophysa rosa is the source of this 3117-nucleotide messenger RNA. It is a transcript of the gene depdc1b, whose product is annotated as DEP domain containing 1B. Gene Ontology annotation, biological process: intracellular signal transduction. Bases 195 to 1793 code for a protein of 532 amino acids. Lineage: Eukaryota; Metazoa; Chordata; Actinopteri; Cypriniformes; Nemacheilidae. The transcript has 11 exons. The record is from RefSeq and is a predicted model, not a curated record.